CGCACAGCCGACAGCAUCACGACAGGUUUUCUGGGAUUCAUCUUGGGCAUCUUUGGAGACUCCAAAUCAGCUGCGAGUUCUUGGCGUGCGUCAUUGCGCAGCAGCGCGUCCAGCCUGUAGUUGUUAAUGGGAAUCCGCUGACAGAGCACUACCAGUUGUUUGUGCGGGCAUAUGUACGCGCGGUUCAGCAGGUGUUGUCUUUAAAAAAAAAAGAAAAGAAAAGAAAAGAAAGAAAUCUGGAUGGAAGUCGCGGUUACAGCAACGCCAGUCUGAGGGGAAACUCGACCAUUGCGGACCCUUAUUCCCAGGAUGCGCGGACAUGCGUGAAAUGCUCGCGGCUAUCGGCAGGUGCAGAUAAACUCCACUUGGCAUCUUCACUCCUCCAGCAGCCAUGGCUCUCUCUGUAUCUGGAGGAACCGUGUUCACUGUACUCCUCAUUAGCAGGUUGUUAGAGAGCUCGUUGCUCAACGCAGAAGUGAAGGAAGGAGAGAUUCUGCCUCCUACCAUCCAGAGGCUGAUGAAAGGAUACAACAAGUACCUCAGGCCUUUCUUUGACAAUGGUCCGGUAACAGUGGGUAUGAGUUUGGACAUUGCCAGCAUUGACACCAUUUCAGAGAUCAACAUGGACUACACGGCCACCAUAUUCCUCCGCCAGCGAUGGACUGAUGAGCGCUUGGUGUUUGAAGGCAACAAGAGCCUGAGCCUUGACGGGCGGCUAGUUGAGCUCCUCUGGGUCCCAGACACGUUUAUUGUUGACUCCAAGAAAUCCUUCCUCCAUGACAUCACUGUGGAGAACAGGCUGAUCCGCAUCUUUCCCAACGGGACUGUCCUUUACGCACUAAGGAUUACCACCACUGUGGCUUGCAACAUGGACCUGACCAAGUAUCCCAUGGACAAGCAGACCUGCACGCUACAACUGGAGAGCUGGGGUUACAACAUAAAUGAUGUUAUGUUCUACUGGACCAGAGGAAAUGAGUCUGUCAGUGGCUUAGACAGUCUCCAACUGGCUCAGUAUACAGUUGAAGACCACUACACAUCUGUCUCAGAGGCCAUCUAUGAAACUGGCCAUUAUCCCAGGCUUGUCUUCCACUUUGAGCUGAAGAGGAGCAUUCUGUACUUCAUCCUGGAGACCUAUGUCCCCUCCAGCCUGCUGGUGGUCCUCUCAUGGGUUUCCUUUUGGAUUUCCUUGUCUUCUGUUCCAGCACGUAUUUGCAUAGGAGUGACCACAGUACUGACCAUGACAACUCUGAUGAUGGGAGCCCGGACAUCACUACCCAAUGCCAACUGCUUCAUCAAGGCCAUCGAUGUGUAUUUGGGGAUUUGCUUCAGCUUUAUCUUUGGAGCACUUAUUGAGUACGCUGUGGCCCACUUCUGCACCCUCACUCAUGCUGAUGCACACAUGCUCAUGUACGGCCACCGAAUGCACGACUUUGAUGAUGAAAUGAACGGCAUCGUCACCACCAUCUCCACUCACUCCAACAGGGCCAAGAGGCGCAAGGAGCCCGCUGCAACUUCUCCUUCAGUUCCAGCCUCAACAGAACUCACUGUCAGCCCCUCUAGCCCCUCGGGCAGUGAGCCCAAGCCUGAGGCAGCACCUCCAGAGCACACCAACUGGUGCCUCACUGUUCUGGCCACCCUCCGCAAGAUUCUGCGCGCCAUACACUGUUGUCAUGUGGAGAACCCCCACCAUAUAGACAACUACUCCAGAGUCACCUUUCCACUGUCUUUUGUCAUUGUUAACCUCCUCUACUGGACAUAUUAUCUGUACUUUUAGCAUUUGUUUAAGUGCUGCAUAUGUCCAGGAGAGUUUAAGACGGAGAGUGUUUGUAGACAACAAGUGUACCUUACUGUAUGUAUGUACAGUAAGUGUUAUUCAGGUGUGUUCUGGGUUGAGUGUGUAAAAUUUCUAUAUUAGGAUUCAUGAGCGAGGUCGCAUUGUCAUAUGGGAUUGUUCUGUUGGAAAAAGGGAAUGCUCAUAAUUGCAGCUCCAUUUUAAAUAUUAAUAAGUACUCAAACUAUGACAUUGCUUUAAAUUUCGUGGAGUUGGUUUGAUAAAAAUAGGCCUACCUGACUAUGACAUGGUGAUAUUUUAUAAAUUCUGUCACGCUUUAAUAUUUAUUUUAGGAUGGAGCUGUAAUUGAAGGCUUUAUGACAGAAUUCACCUGCGCUAUUGAGUGAGAACAAAUUCACAUUCCACUUUGUCUCUUUUAUGAUGGAUUGAUCAUUGAUAUUUUACAACUUCAUCUCCUGUUUCUGCCUGCAGGCACAACAUUUAGAGUGAAAUAGGAAAAGUAACAGAUGGCAGAAGAGGGCUGAAAACGACAGGCAAGGGAGGUGGAAAAAUCACUACAAUGGAGCGUGUGUUGAGAAAUAUAAACCUCCAAAGGACGAGCUUUCUACUCAUUGUUGAAAGCUCUCAUUCUUCUGUGUCCUUCUGUGAGUUAUUUUUAAUUCACUACAGUACUGUUUCUCCCAGCCUGCAUAUGACCCUUUUUUCAUUUCUAUAAAUGUAGUGGCCUUGGAUACCUUCAGUUGUAUUCUGGAAAUCUGGCUAUCGUGAACAGUUUAAUGGCACUUGUCACGGUAUGAAUCUGUUCUGCUAUUUCAUAAAGGGAAGCACCCCUGCACACUCCAAGAUAUGGAAGUCCAAAGGGAUCCAUGUUAAAUAAAUAAAUAGCAAAUUACAAAUGAAAAUUCAUGUUAAUAAAUAGUGAGAUUUUAUAUAUGUGCUCGGCCUUCAGAUAUAGAAAUAUUCUUUACUUUUGUUAAAUCCAAGCCUAGAGUAUGCUAGCCAGCUAAACAGCCAGAUUAGCUUCUCAGUCUUCUCAGUCCAGAUUGUUAUUUUCUUUUUCAUCAAAUUGCCAGAUUUUAGCACGCUGACUAAUCUUGUGAGUUUAAAAAUAAAAUAGGUGAUUAUUGCAGUCAUUUACUUUUAAACAUAUAGAUGCAAGCUAGCAAGACUGUUGUAGGAACAUAAUUCCUAUAGUCAUGUGAAAAAAAAAAGAAACGUACAGGAGUCUGUAGACACAAGUGUUCUAGAGAUAAAUGUAAGGCCACCUGGAAGCUAAAGCUUGGUUGGAAUUGAGUCAUUGAACAGGACAAUGAUCACAAGCACACCAGCAAGUCUCCAGCAGAAUGACUGGAAAAGAAAAGAACCAAGGUGUUUUGACUGCACAACAUCCUAACUUGACUGAAAUGCAGUAGCGGCACCUUAAGACAGCUGUCACGGAACUAAAUCAAUAUUAUAAAGAAGAGUUGGUCAAAAUUUCUCUGUGAGAGGCUGAAAAAAAAUCAUACUGAAAAUUAUUAUUUCAUUAUUUUUUCACAUGAAUAAUAUGUUGUGUCUUCUUCCACAGCAGUUUUAGUAAGAAAAAGUAUUAAUAUCUAAUGAAAAACAUGAACAUGAAAUAAAGUGUCACUGAAAAUGGCAUCCUGUAAAUCACGUCGUAGAACAAAACAUUUCUUAUAAAAUAUAGUAGCUUAAUUUUAAUACUGUCUGAAAUAAUCUCAUUAGAUCAGCCGUAUACUUCAGUUUAUUUGUAUUAUUAUUUAUUUAUAUUGGAGCUUUUGGGUUUCCAUACUAACUGGCAGGCAUAAUGGAAAACGCAGGUGUGAAAAGAAAGGACAGCAGACAUAUAUCAAUACAGACAGGUACUAUGUUACAGUGAUAAAUAUAUGCAGUAUUUCUCUCUCUGUGGGUUGGCUGGUAGUGUUUUCACUGUGGUUUUUCAAUGGAUAGGGCAGCUGAAGUGUUACAAAUAUUUAAGAUGGAUUUAAAUAUGAAAUGGAUAAAAUAUUUAAAUAGUCAUCUGAACAUUAUCUAAAUGGAAAAAUACCUAGAAAUGUUUGAGGUACUGUUGUGGUCAGAAGUUUAUAUACACUCAUCAUUAGCAUGAAUGUCAAGGUAAGUUUGGGUUUUUAAUCAUUUGUUUGAACUGCUCUUUUUCCAGGGUGGAAUGAUUGUGUAUAAGAUACAUCUUUAAUGACUUGAAAAAGCAAGACUUGUGUGCAGUAGCGUAAACCACAAAUUUUCAAAAGGGCUGAGAUCAGGGUUUUGGGAAGAUCAUUCCAGAUGUUCAGUGUUAGCCUGCUUUGUUCCAUCCAAAACCUCUUUUGAUGUGUGUUUGGGAUCAUUGUAUAUCUAUUCUACAUGUAGUUGAAAGUUUUAAUCGUCUUCUCCUCCUUAUGUUAUUCUAUCCACUUUAUGGAAUGUAUCAAGACCCUUGGCAGCACAACAGCCCAAGCGCAUGAUGCUACCACCACCGUGCUUGGGUAUUUGUAAAGUGUUCGUAGCUUUAAAAGUCUUUUAUUUAUUUAUUUAUUGUGGCCAAAUAGCUCAAUUUUCUCUAGAAAGCAUUUGGUAUGUGGGCAGCUGAUGUGAGCUUUUGAGGCAGAGGUGCGGCUGUUCCAGCGUUUCCAGUUCAUUGCAAGCUUGUUCCUUGGUGAUUUAUUAGUUGUUCCUGAACAUCCUAAAUAAUUUCCUCUCAUUUAAAGGUGACGCUUUGGGCCUUCUUUCAGACCUUGGCAAAGUGGUGAAACAUUUGAACCUGCACUUAUAUAGAGUUAAUUGACCUGACAAUCUUGGAAUCUGCAGUUGUUUAGAAAUGGCGCCAAGAGACCUUGUCCAACUUGUGUAAAUGUACAAUUCUCGUUCUCAGAUCUUCACUGAGUUUUUUGGACUUCCCCAUUUUUCUGAGUAUUGGUCAAUUGAAUGAGGGCUGUCAAAAAAAUCCUUUUUGCUCUGACAAAGAGAAUCUACCAGUCAAUCAUGAUCACGAACGAGAAGUUAAUAGGCCUUGGCCCUGUCAAGUUAAGAGACAUUGAAGAGCCUUGAGCAGCACUUUAUAUUUGAAUGCAUGCAUGUAUUUGAGCCUUUAUGUGUACGUUUGAGCCUGUGCAGAUUUGAAAAUAUCUAAAGAAAUUCAAACACCCAAUUCUUUUUUUUUAACAUCAUUAAAGAUGUUGUACAAUCAUUCCACCUUGGAAAAGACAAGUUCAAAGAAAUCCUUAAAAACACAAAAUUACCUUCAUGAACGUUAUGAGUGCAUGUAAACGACUGUACUCAACUGUGUAACUCUUCAGUUUUGUAAACUGUUAACUCUCAACUGUUUCAGUUAAGAUGAUACAGCACAUUCUCUGUCAGCGUUGUGAACCAAAGAACCAAAGACUUCAAUUUAAUUCAACCAUUCCUCUUCGUUUCCCUUUAGUUCCCACACGAUUUUUCAAGUUAUGUCAUGUUUGUUAUUCAUUGAGGAACUCUGAAAUAGCAUGCAGUUCAUAUUUCAGAUAGAAAACAGGAUUCAGUUGAAUAUCAGAGUUGCAUGUUUAUUUAUUGCUGUACUCAGUAUUGCUAUGACAUAAUCUCACUCAUUUAAUAUGAAAACUGGUACAAGUUUCACCAUGAUACAAGUCUCAGAGGUUCCAUUUCUAAGAACUACUUCUCAGUGUGCAAUGACGAGCUAAAUUGUUCAUAUUUGAAUAUGCUUCAUUUUAGCUUCACUACUUAUCCUUUUAUCCAUUUUUAAAUAUACCAUCAACUACCAAACUUUUUAAUUAAUCUUUGCCUGAUUAUAAUACAAAAGUAGGAUAUUUUUUUUUUGUUUAUGUUCUUCCUGCAUGAUUGUCAAUCGUAUCUUUUGUUUUUUGUUGGGUUUUUUCCGUUGCUUGAUUUGUUUUGGUUCAACAUGAUAGAGCGGAAUCAUCAUUAAAGAGUAAGAAAAGGCUGUUUCAUGAACAAGAUGUAGACUUUCAUUUGAUUUGGGCUCUCAUCUGAGUUUAAAGUAAAAAUCUGCUCAAACUUCUGUUUUCUUUUUCACUUUUUUUCAAAACUUUGAAAGAAAAUGAAUGAUCUGUGACUGUGUUCUCUGGAAGCACUGAUCUGGGAGAAAGGUUAACGUGAUAAAACAUAGACUGCCAGGUUUUAUACAAUAUAGCACCACAGUCAUAGUUCUGAUAGUAAUCUUCUCAGUGAAAAGUAUAAGAAAUGAAUGCCAAUAUGGAGCCAAAGAACCACAAAAGCAACCACUGAAGCAUCUUGUCAGUAUGGACGCACAGAGAAUGCCAUGCUCAUGAGUAUCAGUUGUCCUAAGGUAUGGCUCCACAGUUGCAACUACAAUGUAAAUGCUCGUUUGCUCUAAAUGGACAGCAUUGUUGACGGUGAAGGUGCAAACAAGAUCGUAUGGACAUGUUUGGAGCAACAGUUGGACUGCCCCCCCCACCCCCCUUUUCUUUUUGUCCUUUUGUGGGACCUGUCAAUUAAAUCUUCCAGGAGACACUGGCUAUUAUAACAGCCUCACAGUUCUUGGGACAUCUUCAUGUACAAUCUAUUUAUACACUAUAGUACCAUGUUAAUAUAGACAUCAGUUUCCUUAUUGUAAAUAAAUAGUAACACUAUGCAUGUUUAGUCGGUGUAUGAAUAUGAAUGAUAGCAAUAAAAAAGAGGUUUAACGUGUUCAUUGUUGACACUCUUUAUACAACUAUAGCAACUAUAGUGUUGUGUAUGACUAUGGCAUCAUAAACCAACACAGCAGUCUGAAAGUUGCAUCAUUUUCCAGAAUCAAAAUUACAAGUGCAGAAUCAGAGACCAGCCAGCCUUCAGACAUGCAAAUGUGUUUGUGUUGCAGAUGUUUGGAAUGCCCUCCAGCUCCCUUAGCUCUGACUCAGCAGAAUACAAAGUGAGGUCGUCUGAGAUCCCCACUCCAUUGCUCUCUCUCUCACACACACGCAAACACACAUUUCUUUAAUGGGUGAAUUCAGUAGGUUGCUUGUCUUUAAAGACAUACCAAGCCACUUUGCUCUUUGGUGCUUCCAAUUGGAAAACAACUGAAUUUUUAAAACAUUUUCAUCAUCUAGAGUAGAGAAUUUGGGUAAACUAUUAAAUAAGUCUUCAACCAACUUAAAAAAAAAGUCCAGAAGCUUUUCUUUCCAAGCUUCUUAGACUAUUAAAUAAAUUAUUUUUUAUUGAAAGGGUGAAGAAAAAAAGUAUUUCUGCAGCAGAGUCCAGCUCUGGAGGACUGAGUGUAUAUGUUUGUGUUCUUGUUCUUGUUCUGCUUGUACCACAACAAAUCUAUUAGAAGUUAGUCCAGCUUUCUUGUUGACGUGCAACUACAGUUGAUGUAGAUGUA
Messenger RNA from Pelmatolapia mariae (spotted tilapia), 7124 nucleotides. It is a transcript of the gene gabrzb, whose product is annotated as gamma-aminobutyric acid receptor subunit pi. NCBI's taxonomy places the organism in Eukaryota, Metazoa, Chordata, Actinopteri, Cichliformes, Cichlidae. Gene Ontology annotation, cellular component: plasma membrane; GABA-A receptor complex; neuron projection. Gene Ontology annotation, biological process: chloride transmembrane transport; regulation of membrane potential; signal transduction. The coding region runs from base 392 to 1774 and encodes 460 amino acids. The record is from RefSeq and is a predicted model, not a curated record. Gene Ontology annotation, molecular function: GABA-A receptor activity; chloride channel activity; extracellular ligand-gated monoatomic ion channel activity. The transcript has 10 exons.